GGGAAGUCCCGGGGCCCGCGGGGAUAAACGGCCGCGGGUGGCCGAGGCCGAGCGGGAAGGUGUGGCGCGCGCAGCUCGGGGACCGGCGUCCAGGCUCGGGGCGCGGCGGCGGAGGCGCUGGCGGCGGCAGACCCUGCAUCAUGGACACUCUUUCUGAAGCAAAUGGCACCUUUGCCAUCAGCCUUUUAAAGAUACUGUGUCAAGACAACCCUUCGCACAACCUGUUUUAUUCUCCUGUGAGCAUCUCCUCUGCCCUGGCCAUGGUCCUCCUGGGAGCAAGGGGAAACACUGAAGCCCAGAUGUCCCAGGUGCUUUCUUUAAACCCAGAGGAAGACGUUCAUCAGGGUUUCCAGUCACUCCUCACCGAACUGAACAAACCUGGCACCUGCUACUUGCUUAGAAUGGCCAACAGGCUCUUUGGAGAGAAAACUUGUGAAUUCCUCUCAACAUUUAAGAAAUCCUGUCUUCAGUUCUACCACGCUGAGCUGGAGCAGCUUUCCUUUGUCAAAGCUGCAGAGGAGUCCAGGAAACAUAUAAACUCUUGGGUCUCAAAAAAGACUGAAGAUAAAAUUCAGGAGUUGUUGCCGGGUAACUCAAUCGAUGCACAGACCAGGCUUGUCCUUGUCAAUGCCAUCUACUUCAAAGGAAGGUGGAAUGAACAGUUCGACAAAGAAUACACAAGGGAAAUGCCUUUUAAAAUAAACCAGGAGGAGCAGAGGCCGGUGCAGAUGAUGUCCCAGGAGGCCACCUUCAGACUGGCCUACGUCCGCGAGGUGCACGCGCAGGUGCUGGAGCUGCCCUACGAGGGCGGGGAGCUGAGCAUGCUCGUGCUGCUCCCGGCCCCGGGCGUGGAGCUGGCCACGGUGGAAAAAAAUCUCACUUUUGAAAAAUUCGUAGCCUGGACCCAUCCAGACCGUAUGGAGAGUACUGAAGUUGAAGUUCUCCUUCCAAGAUUUAAUCUGCAAGAGAAUUACGAUAUGGAAUCUGUGCUUCGGCGUUUGGGAAUGGUUGAUGCCUUUCAACAGGGCAGGGCUGAUUUAUCUGCAUUGUCUGCUGAGAAAGACCUGUGUCUGUCCAAGUUUGUGCACAAGAGUUUCGUGGAGGUGAAUGAGGAAGGGACGGAGGCCGUGGCGUCUUCUGCCAUGCUGGUGGUGGAAUGCUGCAUGGAAAACGGGCCCAGGUUCUGCGCUGACCACCCCUUCCUUUUCUUCAUCAGGCACAACAGAACCAAUAGCCUUCUGUUCUGCGGCAGGUUCUCAUCUCCAUAAGGGGUGCACUUACAGAGCACUCGAGCAUUUCCUUCUUUCAGUGUCCCCAGACCCCUCCCUACAGCUCCAUGAGGAUGGCCCUGGAAAGCCAGUGCAAAGAUGAGGGCAGAUUCCUCAUCAUCGGAACGAUUUACUUGCCUAAUUCCACGAUGCUCCACUCAGCUCACUCCAUACUGACCACUCAUUUAUGCUGCCUAAUCAAGAUCAUGGGACAACAGAUUGUAAUGAUUCCCUGUUGUAUUUAACAUUCAGUCCAAAUCCCAUGGGAUGGCAUGCAGAGGCUCCAAAUGUAUUGCCCAUUCAUUCCACAUGCAACUCAUUCUAGUUACACAUUGCUUUCCUGGUACCUUAGAUCUUGUCUCAUACUGGCCUUAACCUGACUGUCUCAAUAGCAGUACGUGCUGCUAGAUAUUACUACUAUUAUAUAGUUUUCCUGGUGCUUGGACUUUUUAAAAAAUUUCUUUAACGCACAUUUUUAUUUUAUAUUUUUUCCACGUUCACCAAUCACCAUGUAUGUACUAAACACUGCAUUAGGCACUGGGGGUCCAAAGCAGACAAAGUCAUGGUCCUUUGACACUUGGUCUUUAAUAUCUCUGCCCCACUUAGAUGGCUUUUAUGACAACCAGGUUGGACUAUGUAAUGUCUUUAAACUUAUCCUGUGAGCCUCUUGUAGGGAAUCUCACCUUUCUUGAUGUUAUCAUAUUUCUCUACCUCCAAUGCUAACAGUAAAAAUUUUAUUCAACUAUUAAAGUUCAUUUCAAAUGUCAUCUUCUUUGAAAACUUCCUUUUCUCCAUAACCAGCUGUACAUCUUUGAACUUUCAUUGCACACUAAGGGCACUUCUCUUAUGGUAGUUGUUUUAUUUAUUAAUCUUCUGUUGUCCUCCAACUAGGCCUUAAGUUCAUCAAGGGUUGGGAUCAUAUCUUACAUAUAUGUGGGUGACUUAAAGUGUGAUGAUAAGUGCUUUGAUCAUAUGAGAGCUCUGUAAUUUUCUUAAUGGCUCGAUAUCACCAACUUUAUUGUCUUUCUUUUUUAGAAAUUUUUUUUAUUGAGGUGACAGUCACGUAAUAUAAAAUUAUCUAUUUUAAAGUGUAUAAUAGUUCAGUGCAUUUUGUAUGUUAGCAACGUUGUUCAACCACCACCUAUAUCUAUUUCUAAAAAAAUUUCAUCACCCCGAAAAGAAACUUCCUACGCCUUAAGCAGUUACUGUCCACUCCCUUCUCCUUCCAGACACUGGCAACCACCAAUCUGCUUUCUGUCUCUAUGGAUUUAUCUAUUCUGGAUAUUUCAUAUAAACGGAUUCAUAUAAUAUGUGACCUUUUGUGUCUGGCUUCUUUCCUUUGGUAUAAUGUUUUCUAGGUUCAUACAUGUUGUAGCAUGUGUCAGUACUUUAUUCCUUUUUAUGACCGAAUAGUAUUCUAUUGUAUGGACAUGGCACAGUUUAUUUAUCUACCCACCCAUUCAUGGGCAUUUGGGAUGUUUCCCCCUUUGGGCUAUUUGUGAAUAGUGCUGCUGUGAAUAUACAUGUACAUGUAUUUGUUGGAAUACCUGUUUUCCAUUCUUCUGGAUAUAUACCUAAGAGUGGAGUUGUUGGGUCAUACGGUAAUUCUAUGUUUCACUUUUUGAGGAACCACUGAACUGUUUUCCACAGCAGCUGGACUAUGUGACUUUCCAACCAGCAGUGUAUGACAAUUCAAAUCUUUCUCCACAUCCUCAGCAACACUGAUUUUUCUUUUCCUUUUCUUUUUUAUUAAGAAAAUUAUGCCCACACUAAUGGGAGUGAAGUGGUAUCUCGUUGUGUUUUUGGCUUUCAUUUUCCCAAUGACUGGUGACAUUGAGCAUCUUUUCAUGUGCUUAUUGGCCAUUUGUAUAUU
Molecule: messenger RNA, 3141 nt
Organism: Cynocephalus volans (Philippine flying lemur)
Lineage: Eukaryota; Metazoa; Chordata; Mammalia; Dermoptera; Cynocephalidae
Gene: SERPINB9
Product: serpin family B member 9
Exons: 7
Coding region: 141-1268 (375 amino acids)
Cellular component (GO): cytoplasm
Molecular function (GO): serine-type endopeptidase inhibitor activity
Source: RefSeq, a predicted model, not a curated record